Messenger RNA from Eremomyces bilateralis CBS 781.70, 557 nucleotides. RefSeq lists its product as uncharacterized. The record is from RefSeq and is a predicted model, not a curated record. Lineage: Eukaryota; Fungi; Ascomycota; Dothideomycetes; Eremomycetales; Eremomycetaceae. The transcript has 2 exons. Bases 43 to 354 code for a protein of 103 amino acids.
CCUCUUUCUAGUCACCGUUGAGAAACUCCCUUCACUGUCAAGAUGUCGUCCAAUUGCGUUACUGUGACCACUAUCCACACCAUCUGUGCCGCGUCUUCCUAUGCACCAACCUUGGCACCACCCGUUCCAACGGCUGGAGGAAAUGCGACCGUACCCAGCUCGGGUGCCAGCUCAGUGGGCGAAUCUCGCUCUUCAGUGUUGCCGAGUGCAACGCAUCCUACUACUACCUCGGCGAGCCCGUCCGCAUCAACCCCAGCUCAAGCUACGGGUCUGGCGGUCGCGACUCAACCGGGCAAGGUGGAUGGGUGGAUGGGCCUGCUGGUCGCUGCACUUGCGAUGUUGGCUAUGUUCUAGACCUCUGUUUCGGGAUUUGGAUGUCGUAUAUGGGUGGAGGUUUGGUGGUAAAGCGCGGCAGAUCGGGGGUCUCGGCCUGAAGGGGCCGAAUGGACAGUAGUCUAAUGGAGCAUGUCCAUAUUCUGGAGAUCUACAUGAUAGGGACAGGUCAUUCUAGUUGAUCAGCGUGCAGCAAAUUAAACAAGUAUCGCAAUAUAUUUCUG